ACCAGUCCCCUCAUCAGCAUCUGUGGAUGCAGAAAGCAGUGCGGGUGGGGCCAUUUCCUGCAGAGAUGCUGCCCCAUUGCCUCCUGAAUGUUGCUGGUUGCUAGAGACACGACUGGGAGCGUCGGAGAGAGAGGGAGACAGUGGGGGUGAAGGAAGAUCUCAGUGUCCUCUGCCCUCUCCGCACAACGACAUAGGCCCAUGGGGCUCCAGAAGUCCAGAGUAACGAUUAUGUAACAAAGAUUCUGGAAUCCUCUUAGUCCAUCCGAGAAUUGCUGCUGUCGUUGUUGUUGUUGCAGUUGCCCUACAGUCGAUUGGAAAGACAGUGAAAGGACAUCCCGGAGGUUUGCUCUGAACAUGACUUGGAGAGAUCUUGGUCUCCCUCUUUAUCGUUUGUGAAGGGUUUGAUUCCUCUGCUUAGGUUUGCCUUGGACUUGGAGUGUAUGUGGGACUGCUACGCACAUUGUUGAUAUUUGUGUGCAUGCGUAGGACAUUUGGAAAGGGGGGGGCAGAGAGGAGGUCUAAAGGUUCGUUCAAACUAACAAGCCCCCCACCCAUUUAUUUCUGUGUUUUUUGAAGAACCCCCAACCAGCUGCCAGCGUGAAGAAUAUGGCAUGGCCCUGUAUCACCAGGGCCUGCUGCAUAGCCCGCUUCUGGAACCAGCUGGAUAAAGGAGAUAUCGCAGUGCCUUUGGUUUUCAACAAGUAUUCGGAGGUGACGGAAGGGUCUGCACAGUACCAUGCCCACCUACAGCAGCCACAGGCUCGACUCAGUUCUGCUGCCAUAGAAACACAGUCGGCAGUGGUAGAGGCAGAUCAUGGAGGCCAAGUUGGUUCUACCAAAGACUUGUCCCAGAAGCCUGGGCUGGGGCCUAACAAAAUGCAGACCGAUUCGGUCAUGCGGCAGGAUUACAAAGCUUGGAAAGUGAAGCCUGAACUGAGCUGCAAACCCAAAACUGAGUACCAGCCUUCGGAGGCCCCCUUUGAUAACAAAACACAGUACCAGAAGGACUUUAAAGCAUGGCCUAUCCCUAGGCGGGGGGAUCAUCCUUGGAUCCCUAAACCAUCUCCAGGUCUCAAUGCUCCAACUGCCUCCAGUGAGGCCAAGAAAUCAGCUGUAGCCGUACCAGAGAACAAGCCCACUGAGCCGGCUAAAGUGGAGGCCACAGAAGAAGUUGUGCCCAAAGUUAAGGCAUCAGUCACUUUCAGUGGUUUGCCCAUUAAGGAACCAGUAUCUAAGGAGAACCCUGAAAAGAAGAGCAGGGAGAAGUCUCCAUCUGGCCAGCUUCACGUGGAUGGGAUGAGACCUAGGGAUGCAGUGGACAUGCUCAACAGGCAGAUUAAGGAGGAAGGAGGAGCAGGUUCAUCAUACAGAAAUGAGUUUAGACCUUGGACUGAUGUUAAACCAGUGAAGCCGAUCAAAGCCAAGUCUCAAUACCAGCCACCCGAGGAGAAGGUUGUCCAUGAGACAAGUUACAAGGCCACAUUCAAAGGGGAAAGCAACCAGCCCACAGCUGGGGACAACAAACUGACGGAGCGGAGAAGGAUACGCAGUUUGUACAGUGAACCUUGUAAGGAAUCCUCUAAGGUGGAGAAGCCUAGCGUUCAGACUUCCAAACCAAAAAAGACAUCGACAAGCCAUAAACCUGUGAAAAAGGCCAAAGAAAAGAUCAUCGCACCAGGCCGGGCUUCCAAGAAGAAGAGCGCUGAGAGCACCCCCACCACGAAGCCAGAGGAGAAGGAGAAAAGCAAGGAGAUCAACAAUAAACUGGCUGAGGCGAAAGAGAACCCAGCACACCCCAAGAAUGAUACAGACCCGGAAUCCUACAACCCACAAUGAAUGAAAUAGAGACGUCUAUGUAUGAGAAUGUGCCAUAUGAAGAUACUAUAUAGCAGGAAUAUCCAACUCACAAUCAUCCCUUUUGGGGUGAACUUCAGCUCCCAGCAGCCUCAGCUAGCAGCACUCAUGACUUGCAGUUCAUAACACAAUUGGGUGAGCAGUGGGUGAUAUCCCUGCUCUGUAGUCUGCAUGAAGUAUGGAGCCUUCCAGAUGUUUCUGCACUUUUGCCACAAGCUCGGAGGCAUGAAGCAAAGCUAGAUCCUUGGGAUGGAGGUAGCUGAUUCACCAUGGCUGGAAUAUUAUACCCUGGCAGAUUCCCAAGUGCUUUUAUUGUAUACAGCCACCAAUAAAUGCCCUUGUAGGGAGGUAAAAAAUAUUUUUAUAUAGAUAUGGUAUAGCGUAAUGCAUCAUUUGGCCAGUGGGUGGCAGUAACAAUGGACAGGAAGCUCCUGGAAAGUUUAUAGAAUGGGGAAGGUCCUAGGACCUGAAACAUGUUUUCGGGAGUGAAGUAGGAGGAAGAGCUUCUUAGCCUGAUCGAGAUGUAAGAGUGAACAUCUGAGAAGCCUGUACCAACCUCCCAGGCCAAGGGGUAUCAGGCUGCUCUUGGUUAGGGCUUAAUUAAACCUAGUUAGGUUAGGUAGCAAUCUGUGGAACCAGAAAAGAGGAUAGUGGGAGUUAAGCAUGUGGAGGACUCGAGUAAGCAAUAGAAACCUGCAGUAGAGGCAAGAAAGUGGUUAUGCAGCCUAGCAGGUGAACCCACAGGAAAAUGGUAGCCCACACGUUGCUUCAGAGAGAGAGGGGGGGGCUUGAAUGUGCUUAAAGAGGUAGUUGACCUUUGAAUUCAGUUUUAGUAUGAUGUAGACAGAUAUAUUCUGAGACUAUUUUAUGAGUUUUUUAUUAUUUAUCUUUAGUUC
Messenger RNA from Xenopus laevis (African clawed frog), 2750 nucleotides. It is a transcript of the gene map6.L, whose product is annotated as microtubule-associated protein 6 homolog. Lineage: Eukaryota; Metazoa; Chordata; Amphibia; Anura; Pipidae. The transcript is spliced from 4 exons. Gene Ontology annotation, molecular function: calmodulin binding; microtubule binding. The record is from RefSeq and is a predicted model, not a curated record. The coding region runs from base 607 to 1836 and encodes 409 amino acids. Gene Ontology annotation, biological process: cytoskeleton-dependent intracellular transport; microtubule cytoskeleton organization; regulation of microtubule cytoskeleton organization. Gene Ontology annotation, cellular component: Golgi-associated vesicle; microtubule; cis-Golgi network.